CAGCGCUAUAGUCGGCAAGUUUGGCGCGUCCGCCCUGCCACGUGAGAGAGCGCCCACUCGAUCGCGACUGCUCGCGCGGGCCGCAUCGGUCCGCCCGUGCUUGGAUUAUACAACCCGUGCGUGUUUUGUGGACGCGCCGCCGCUGUCGACUCAGUGCGUGGUGAAACUCGCCGACCGAAUCCGCGCCGCGUGGCCACCGUCGUGCACCGGACAGCUAGGCGACCGGCGUUCUCCGGAGAGUCCGUCGCAUGUGCGUGGACCGGCAGCGGGCAACGCGAUCGCCAUCCAUCAUCGUCGCCGCCGCCGCCGACGCCGGAGCGCCGCCGGGUUCAGCGCCGCGCGCGCCGCCUCCGUCAUUGGAUGGCGUCCGUCACGUGAUAUGCUAAUCUCCGGCGGCGGGCGGAGCCAUGGCGCUGCUCGGCGACGAGACCGAAGCAAAACUAUCUCCAUCAUCCAAUUCAGCCGGCAAAAAUUAAUGACCAUGAGUUCGUUUUUGAUGAACUCGCCGUCCUACGUGGACCCCAAGUUUCCGCCGCCCGAGGAGUACUCGCAGGGCAACUACAUACCGAGCCAUGGGGCCGGUGACUACUACGCGGGCGCCCCGCCGCACCACCACCACCACGCGGCCGCGCACCCGUACGCCUCGUUCGGAGGCGCGGCGGCCCCGCCGUACGGUGCCGAGAACGGCGGCUACGUGUCCAGCGCCUCGCCGCACUACUACCAGCACUCAUGUUCCAUGACACAGACCACGCUGAGCCCGCUGUCGCGGCCCAGCGUAGCUACGCUCGACCAUGCCGGCGCGGGCGGCGGACACAGCCCGCCGUACUCGGGGCCUCCCGCGCCGCUGCAGCGGUCGCCGUCGCCCCCGCCGCCGGCGUCCAUGCUCAGGCCUUCGCCGCAAUCGCCGCACGUCGGGGCAGCGCCACCGAUGCACAGCCCCGGGGCCACCGCCACGGCGCCGACUUCGGUAGCCGGCGGCGACUGCAAUCAGGCCGGACAGCCCGUCAUCUAUCCCUGGAUGAAGAAGGCGCACGUCAACGCAGGUCGGUCGUUCCUGUUCGCCUCGGACCCGACGAACGGCACGUUCACGGGCAUGGAGCCCAAGCGGCAACGCACGGCCUACACGCGGCACCAGAUACUCGAGCUGGAGAAGGAGUUCCACUUCAACCGCUACCUGACGCGGCGGCGGCGCAUCGAGAUCGCCCACUCGCUCUGCCUGUCCGAGCGCCAGAUCAAGAUCUGGUUCCAGAACCGGCGCAUGAAGUGGAAGAAGGACAACAAGCUGCCCAACACGAAGAACGUCAAGAAGAACAACCCCAACCGGGCCGCCCAGCAGCAGCAGCAGCAGCAACAACAGCAGCAACCACAACAGCACCAGCAGAACACGUCGUCUCAGGAGCCGCACCCACCGCCGCACCAGCAGCAGCCGUCGCCGACGCUGCAGAUGCCCAAUCCGCUCGCGUUGGCACCGCACCAGCACGCGCACCUGCUGAACAGCCACCCGCUGGGCCACCCGGCCCAGACGCACAUCAUGUCGCCGCUUCCGCCGCCUCCCCCCGUGGACACGAAGGCGGACUACGGACUCACGGAACUGUGAACCGCGUGUUCGCUUAGUGCCGCGUGACGUGCUUUGUGAGAGUGCACUGCCCCCCCUUUUACCUCUGCCACUCGCGGAAGGACUCCGGGGGGGCCGUCAAUAAGUGCGCGCUAAAGCCGAACACUUGAGCUUAGCCGCGGGCCAAGACUGCUGCACGGAAGCGAUCUACAAGACACAAAACAAAAGUUCCUCUCUCAGGAGAACCCGGACGCGUCCUCCAUUCUCAGUGUGUGGGGCGGCACCGUCGUCACCGCCGCAGAAGCUGCCCCUUUCUUUUGCGAACACGGUUGUGCAGCCACAUAUAUGUGCCAGCAAAGAAAGAAAGCGUGGUGGCGGCCGACUCCUGGCGGUGCUGCCCCCGGGUUCGUCGUGUGUGCGUGUGCGUGUGCGCGUGGACCACAUCCUUCGACGAGUUAGUGCAGGUGUGUUGUCAUGCUGUUCUCUUGUAAAUACAACUCAGGUUUCACGAGACGUCCGCGCCGUGUGGCUUUUUGCAGUGCUGUGUGUAUAGCUGUCACGUUUACGAAGGAAAAAACUAAAUGAGGUAGACGGGAAAAAAUCUGGGGGAGCCGAGAGGUGGUCCGCACAUUUGGUCGCGUAUGCUCGGAACCUUUCCCGAGCACCCAAGGAAAUGCCUUUCGCGAUGUCCGGGAGUUCCCGCCACAAUGCCUGAGCACUCGGUGCUGCGGAAUUAUUAUUAUUUUUCCCUCUCUGUUACCCGGAAAAGCUCCUGUCGCUUCCACAGCUGCAUGAAUCUCGGAUUAUGUUAAUCAGUUCGUACAUAUGAGGUUAGUGGCAGGUUGUCCAAGGUACAUCUUGGAACGGGCAGCUGCUCUUGCUUUAUUUGAGAUUAAGUUAAACAACGACCAAUUCGAAUAACUGAAGGGAUCUUGGUUUAGAUCUAGUGUGUAGAAGUUUUGGGCGUGCGGUGUCUUCCUGGUACGUUCUGUGGAUUCGCAUGUCCAGUCAGACACAAAAACCCUGGCGAACACACUUUGGGGCAUCUACUUACGCCGUAAGUCCAAAUGAAAGCAUCUACUCGUAGCAGUGCUCUGAGCCUUUGGAAUAAACUUGAACGUUUCAACAUAUCCGGAACGCAAAGAACCGCUCAGCCACAGAAAGGAGCGCUCUUGGCGCGAGGUAACUUGACUGUACGAACUCUAAGACUGCCCGUGUGCGCAAUCUGUUUAACGCAUUAUGAAACGUUCUUGUCAAAUUUUAAGUGAUAGAAAGCAAGCACGAAUGCAGGCGACUCUGCCUCAAUGCUGACGCUCAGUCAUCAACACUGAGCAUCGUUUCAAAGCUUUAUAAGCCGAGUGAUAUCUCGAUGACAAAAGAACUGCAUUAAUUCUACAUUUGGCUGCACUAAUGCUACAUUUGGGACCACACGUCGUGUACUUCUGCGUUUGACACGUGCAAGGGGACUAUGCAGUCCGUGUACAACGCACUUCUGCGCCGAAACUACCUCACAUGGAGAUGUAACUCAUGGCAGGCCGGGGGACGACAGGAGCUUUGCUGUGUGCGUAGGUCCUUGCAUUCAAGGGAUGGACAGCUACUUGAUACUCAGGGGCAUUUCUCUCACGAAAGAGUGCUAUCACUGUGCUCAGGCUAAAUAAGAGUUACGCAUUUCACUCGAAGGUGCUCCGUAAGAUCUUGCAGAAAUACUCAUGAGGAAUACAAAAAAAAGAAACAAUGGACUGCGAAUCGGAGCAAAAAGUAAUCCGAUCAACAGCAUUAAUGAUCUCGCAUGUUGCGCGAUUGUGGUCAAAGUGUUAUUUAACCACGCGCUUGGUCGCACGAUGAGAUCGUCUUGUGGCAUACACUGUGGCCGUUUUCCUACGUCGGUUUGUGCCGGCAGCGUUCCGUUUUUCUUGCUUGAUAAAUUUCGCGUCCUUUUGCUUUAGUCCGGUGGCCGUGACGCGUCAGAAAACACGAAAUAUAUGCGUUCAGUUCGAGGAAAGAGCAGGUAGAGGUGGAGAGCUCAUCGAACAUCUGCGUUGAGUCCUCUCAACCUUACUCAAGACCGAGAUGAUGUGCCAGUUGAGAUGCUAAAAGCAAAAUUAAAGUACGAUGUCUACACACGAUGAUGUGCAUAGCAGAUAUAUCUUUUGUACAGUUCUUCUCUCUUCCAUGUGUUUUGCCUUAAGUUAUAAAGCCUAUAGCGUGAGCCCGAUCACGAGCGAAAAUACUUCAGCGACGCUAGAGGUAUUCUCACUGUCCUAAGUGUCCUGGUGGUAGGCCUAAUUUAUACUCGCGUUAGUUCAGUUUGUGCGUCCGGUGUUGAAAAGAUUGGAAACUGUCACGCGUAUCUUCUUCAGUGCCGUUCCGCAUCCUUGCAGAAAAGCAGUGGACGAGAAAAAUGAUCGAGGACAGUCAGUGCUUUUUGUUGCGGUCUGUGAUAACUUCUGCGCUGUGCACCAGGAAUUCGAUGGUCCAGAUGUCAAAACAAGUUCGACAGCGAAGUACAAGGACAGACGCGCUUGAAAUUUCGCCGUAUGUAAGCCACCAGCGGGAGAUCUGUGAUAUUUUUGCAUCGUGUUUAUUGUUGUCUUGCUUUUCUUUCCCUCAGUGUGCAUCGUUGUGCUUUAGGUAGAUUCUUGAAUUUCGUUGGGCCAGCGAAACUUUCCUUAAGCGUAUGACGGUAGGUCCAGGUGUAACGGUCCCGUUAUAUAUGGUUACUCUAACUUUACGACCCGUAUCGUCCGUUUUGGUGAGGUAACAUUAAGCAACUAUGUUUGCGCAUCGUGGGUGGCGACCAGUAUCCGUGGGCAGCGAUGUCGCGUGCGGAAGGCAAGGGUGAAAAAUUACGGCCAGCUGCUGUUCACAGGCGUAGAUUUUGGUAGUGUCCAGCUGCUGGUCUUACAAACCUCUGCUACGGCGUUUUACUUAACUUUUAAUCUUCAGUCCCAUUCAGUUACGAAUCUAUAAGAAUUUGCAUUCAAAACGCGAUGCAUAUCUGCCAAAUGUGGAUAGCCUCGCACGGUUUGUUGAAACCCUGCUUGGCGUCAAGCUCUACUUCACAGAGCGCCCCGCCUGGCAGAUGUUCUCGCGUUUACUCACAGUGCUUUUUCGUCUCAAUUCUGACACAUUUAGGCAAGGUAAGACGAACAGCGCCUGACAGAGCAAGAACUACUUUAUGAUGCGUGUGACCGUCCCAUUUCAUUGCCUCUGACAACCGAAUAUUCUCGCAGAGCGUUACCGUUCUGCCGUCACGAUUGCCGAUCACGCCAUUUGGGCAUGCGCGGUUGUUACUGUGCCUGCUGAGUUGGAGGGAAUCGGUAAAGACAGAACGGUAACCCCAAGCUAAAAUAUUCUGAUGUUGAAGCCAACGCUCCUAAGAGUGCAUUAGCCUCAUACCUACACCUGUUAUUAAAACGAUUGAGCUAAGCUGGCCCAAAUUGGCCCUUAUCGGCGUUGGUCCAUUAAACGUUAAAUUACUGGUAUUUGCUUUUUACUGCGCCAUUGGAUAUCAGCCCUUCGAGCAGCUGCGUGUUCUCACCCGGGAAGAGACCCAGAGGAGACGUGCAGAGGUUCUUUGGAGCACGUUUUUAUCACCUCACAUUGCAGAUCCACUGAAUGGUUGUCCCGCAAAAGCAUAACUACAGAAUGCUUCAGUAUCAAAUCUUGAAAGCGAUGCAGUCGAGCCUCCACUGGAUUAACAGUACCGCGAGAUUGGUGAAAGCUCUCUGAAACAUUUUAAGCGCCAACCAUACACUUGCAGGCCGGCAUUGGGUAGCAGUUGUGGUACUUUUAAGCAGAGCUCGCCUUCCUUCUUUCUUUCUUCUUUUCCCCUGGUGAUAAGCUGUAUUCGAUUGAUUUCGUAGUUUUAAGCUUGUUAUGCUCGGUUUGUGCAUGCUUUCCAGAGCUGGAAACGGCAUUUUUAUUGCAUUUGCCGAAAGCAUAAGAUAAACAAAAAAAACAAACAGUCUGGAAGUAAAAUGUCCAAUGCGAAAUUAAUUACAGCUGAAUGUGUCGUUUACAAUUGAAGUGACUAUAGUACGAAGCGAGAGUGCUAGAGUAGAGGGAUCCUGCCCGGUCGCCGUGAUUCCCUUGCCGAAAAAAUGAAGCAAGUGGCACUAUAGUAUGGUCUCGAGUGUUCUGGAAUAUCGCCCUCUUCUUAGGUUUCCUGUCACAACAGUUUCUUUCUAUUAAAGCGUCAUUUCUAGCUGUGUUGGCGCUUAAAAGCAACGUUUCGUGAAAUUUUCCACAAUGACGUGAAAUGUAAAAUGAAGCCCUUGAAUUCGCCGUACUACCCUACUAAAAAAGCGCUUCACCAUAGCUCCCGUAUCCGGUAAUAUCAUAUGACGUAUGAAAAAAAAAAACGAGUUUUUAUAUAGUUACCUGUACUUUUCAUAUCGGAUUAUUGGAGAUGGAAGUUGCGGAGUGCGUGGGGUUUUUCAAGAGGGUAUCCAACUUCAUCUGCUUUCCCAAGGUUGGCUUCCCUUUAAUCUCAAACGAGAAGCCAUUCGCGUCCGUACAGAAUUCUUUAAAUAAUGAUACACAUAUCCGCGCUGGUCUUCUAUUUUGGAACGAAUUCAAAUGAGAUUAUGAGAAAAGUAUUCGCGAUCCCCUUGUGCAAUGUAAACACUAGUAACUCAAGAGCGCCGCUGCAUCUGGGCCUGUAUUCCCAACACACCCCGCAGGCGAGAGCUGCUGGACGCGAUGUUGUAACGGCUCGGCAAACGAACCGCUCGGUUGCCGUUGCGUGAUUGGUCAGAAUCGUGCUUUUGCCGACAAUAGCGUGAUUCGGACCAAUCACGUGAGGGCAGGCGAACCGCUUCGCUUUCACCGGUUCCUGCCAAUCGGGACAGGUAGCAUAUUAUUAGCGAAGGCGGCCAUCUUUCGACGAACAGCAAACCUUCGCGAAUUCGGUGUCUCGUGUAUCAAAAUAAUGUCUCUCGCAGAAUGUGUCGAAAUGUUUAUUAAAAUACCGAGAUGAAUCACGAUACUGAUUGCGGGUACGGGAAGUAUCUUCUCCGAACAUACUUCGUUUUAUUUGAGUCACACCAGACACCGUCUCUAAACACAGCGAAACAAGUGUGACUUGUGAGUAGGUAGACCGCAAGUGUGUAUGACGGAGAGCGACGCACAGUAAUCGUGAAAACAGUUCUCAGACUUGUGUAACACUGGGAGGGAAGUGUUCCUCUCGAGAACCAACAGCAUGUUCGCGGUAUGUGCAUGUCACGUCACGUGUCACGGCACGAAUGUAUAGCGAAGUUGGGGCGAUGCGGCACACGGUCGCCCGCAUCUGACGGCUGCCAUGCCAAGCACAGUGAUUUUGGAUGUGGAAUGUAUAUUUUGUCUGGCUGGACAUUUUUGUAACGUUCUUUGAGUGAAUGGAAACAAAUGCAAACAACUACAAGAAGAGAGAGAGAGAGAGAAACACCCCUAUCGGCCGGCAUCGAGUGCUUGUGCUAUUAUGUAUCACUGUAAGUGUUGUAGCCAUGUUAUUAGAAAUGACUGUUUCUUUCACUUUUCGCUGUGAAUGUUGUAAAAAACUGAGUUCAUUUGAAAGAAGCGCCAAUAAAAAAAAAAGCUGCUCGUCCCUGUA
Dermacentor andersoni is the source of this 7148-nucleotide messenger RNA. RefSeq names its product homeotic protein deformed (gene Dfd). Gene Ontology annotation, cellular component: nucleoplasm; nucleus. Gene Ontology annotation, biological process: anterior/posterior pattern specification; positive regulation of transcription by RNA polymerase II. The record is from RefSeq and is a predicted model, not a curated record. NCBI's taxonomy places the organism in Eukaryota, Metazoa, Arthropoda, Arachnida, Ixodida, Ixodidae. Gene Ontology annotation, molecular function: RNA polymerase II cis-regulatory region sequence-specific DNA binding; DNA-binding transcription factor activity, RNA polymerase II-specific.